Molecule: messenger RNA, 2384 nt
Organism: Linum trigynum
Lineage: Eukaryota; Viridiplantae; Streptophyta; Magnoliopsida; Malpighiales; Linaceae
Source: the annotation of a GenBank genome assembly
GUCCAUUCUCGUCCUCAAAGCUCAGAUUCUCCAAAUUUCUCCGCCACAAAUCAGCUUUUGCCAUGGCGGAGCCCUAGCUACACUCAACCGUGGAGAUUCCUACCUGGCGACUCUCUUUAUUGCUUCUUUCUCUCUCUCCACCGCGUCACUCCAUGGACUGUGGCUGCGGCACUCCGUCUCCAUCCUUCUCAUGGCUCUCCUCUCCUCCUCCCGCUUUCUCUUGCUCUCUCCCUGGGCAGCUACCACGCCGUCUCGCUCUCGACGGAGGAACUGGUACUCUUACUGUUCCAUUACGGCCGCAACUCCUGCUGGAGCCAGAGCUAGCAAUGGAGUGAGUGGCGGCUCGAAGGGGAGGCCGUCGGCGAUAGUGUGGUUCAAGCAGGAUCUCCGCGUCGACGAUCAUCCUGGCAUUGUAGAAGCCGCCGGUUAUCCGGCUGUGGUUCCUGUCUACGUGUUCGAUCACCGGAUUCUUUCUCGUUAUUCCGAUGAAAUGCUCGAACUGGUUCUCUUCGCGCUGGAAGAUUUGAGGCAGUCCCUAAUUCGACUGGGAUCCAAUUUGAUGACCAGGUUUGGGGAUGCUGAGACUGUCAUCCAAAGCUUGGCGAAAGAGGUGAAAUGUACUAAUGUCAUUGCUGAGGAGGAGGUGGAGUAUCACUUGGUCAAGCUGGUGGAAAUGGUGGAGAAAACAUUGAUAGGAAUGCCAAUUUUGGAUAACAAUCCGAAUAUUGUGCGGUGGCGAACUCCAUUUUAUGAUUUGAAGAGCUUGAGGGAUUUGCCUGCUUCAUAUGAUGACUUCAAGAAACUAAAGGUGCCCAUUACUUCACCUGCUGGCAUGCCUCCAACUUUACCUGGUUCAGAACUGGAACUUGACUGGGGUGCUUUGCCGACAAUGGAUCAGUUGAAGAAAUUUGUGGAUCAGAAUCCUUCCAGAUUGAAAGAUACUUGGACGUCAAUCAAGGAGAUGUCAACUGAGACCGUAUUGCAGGAGAGAAACAGGAAACCACAGCCUGUGGAAACGAAGUGGAAAAGUUCUAACCUCAGUCUUUCAUCGAGAAAGAGACUUGGCAGUUCUGUUUUCAUUACAAAAGAACAGAAUUUUGUCGGAGGUGGGACCAGUAAAGUACUCAAUGGGUUGGCUGCAUACUUGAGAUACUUGGAGGGAACAGCACGUGAUGAUUUUCAAGAGGUACACCAGAGGUUGCGAAAUGCCGAGACCAGGGAUGGUGCUUCGUUUUUCGCACUCUUCGGCCCGGCUCUUUAUCUUGGCAUCAUAUCUAGAAGGAAAGUGCAUUGUGAAGCAAUAAGAUAUGACAAAGAAAGAAAUGGUGGUUUUCUUUCACCUUUUGGAUACUCAACCGUCACAAUUGCUGCAGCUGUUAAUGCUGUGUGCUCUAUGGAGUGGUAUUGGCUUGUGGCUCUAAAGUGUCAAUUUAGUAAAGAAGGAUCAUGUUCUACUCGGAUAUGGAGAUGGAAAGGCUAUUUAGUUCAGUAUACCGCUGUUGGCGGCCAAGGUCCUGCUGUCCUCCUCGUUCAUGGUUUUGGAGCUUUUUGGGAGCAUUAUCGGGAUAAUGUUGAUCAAAUAGCUGGAGGAGGCAAUCGUGUGUGGGCUAUCACACUUGUAGGGUUUGGAAAAUCUGAAAAGCCGAAUAUUGUGUAUAGUGAACUUCUAUGGGCUGAAUUGUUGAGGGACUUCAUCGUCGAAGUUGUGGGGGAACCAGUGCACCUUGCGGGCAACUCCCUCGGUGGCUAUGUCAUGUCUAUUGCUGCAUGUUGUUGGCCUGACUUGGCAAGGUCUCUCAUCCUAAUCAACAGCGCUGGCAAUAUCAUUCCAGGCUAUCGAUAUCUUCCACUUACCAAAGAAAGGCGGAUUCCUGGGCCAGCAUGGCUGGGAGCUCGCCUCCUAUUGUUCUUCUUGAGGUCGAACAUCAGAAGCACAGUGAGAAAUUGCUACCCUACUAGAACCGAGAGAGCCGAUGAUUGGCUUAUCAGCGAAAUGAUAAGAGCUUCGUAUGAUCCUGGAGCGGAGGAGGUCCUGGAGAGUAUAUUCAGCUUCAAUCUUUCUCUCCCUCUCAAUUAUCUAUUGGAAGGAUUUAAGGAACGAGUUCUUGUCAUUCAGGGAAUGAAGGAUCCAAUCUCCGACUCCAAAUCCAAAGUGGCUAUGGUGAAAGAGCAUUGCCCCGGGUUCGUGAUCAAGGAGUUGGACGCAGGGCACUGCCCACACGACGAGAGGCCUCAGGAAGUGAACUCCAUAAUCUGUGAAUGGACUGCAAAGAUAGAGAGUAGAAACCUUGCUUCGAGCUUUUCAUAGGCUGCCAGGGUGUACAUAAUUCAAUUGCCUUUGGCUCGCAUUUCAUUUUGGACCACAAUAGAACUGUUUUACUCCA